AUGGGAUAUACGUGGUGGAUUGUAAUAUUAUUUUUGGCACUUGCAGAAGCACAGGUGUCCAAAUCUGUGUACAAACUAAGUAUUGUUUGUGAAAAGGAAGGGCGUUUAGUGGAGGCCCUGGAUAGGUAUAUCAGGAGUUCCCUGGCGAAUAAGUCGCACGUUGAUGAACAGAUACAAAGUUUUCAUGAAAAUACUAAAGAAAAAAGGCCCAGAAAUAAUGACACAACUGAAUGGGUCGGCCAUCCAAUAAACGCAUUCCACUUGGUCGAGCGGGCAGCUAACGGCUGGCAGAAGGUCAAGAAAAGAAUCAAUUGUAGUGAUUGUGAUCUGACCACGGCGAAUCAGGACUUUCUUUCGAUCUGGAAUGAAGUUGUCGAGGUAGAUGGAAUCUGGGCACGUGGUCAAGACGUCAACAUAUCUGCGUAUGCACUAUGGAGACUUCAUGUAACAUACAAUCUGGAUAUAAAAGUUCUCAUGUCUGGAACAAUUUUGAAUAGAACCACAUUUCCCCUGUCGGUCACAGAUGUCAUCAGUAUAGGUAAUUAUCUGGACACUGAAGAUCAAAUUGAAUGGUUUGAAGAAUUCCUGGAGCUGGCUGACGUAACUGAGAAGGAUUCUAUUUCAUACAAGCUGGCUAUGGCAUAUUACAUGGCUGACUUUUCCUGGAAAUCAUUAGCAAUUCUGACAGAAUUGCAGAAGACAGGUUCCAUGCCAGUAGAACGCAUGAUUAAAGUUGUACGGCAGAAAGCGGAGAAAUUUGGGAAAGACAGACCAAUGAAGAGGAUGAAGAGUCCAAAACUCUACAUAGCAAAAGUCGAUGAAAAAUUGUGUCAGGGGAACAUACAGUCCGAUCCAGCGACCCCUGACCUCCAUUGUUACAAUAAGAAGACACGGAUACCCUACUACACAGUUAAAGAGGAAGUACUGAGUAACGUGCCACGGAUAUCCAGAUUCCAUGACGUCAUAUCAGACACAGAAAUUUCGCUCCUUCAGGACAUUUCCAAACAUAAACUAGUACCAUCUACUACUAUUAGAAAGGAUAACAGUAGAGCCCAGCAUGAUGGGAGAAUAAGUGAAAGUGCAUGGAUAAGCCCAUCAAAGAACGUUUCAAAAAAGCUUGAGCAGAGAAUUGAACUUUUGACAGGACUGGACACAAUUUUUCGAGUGACAACUGUAACAUCUGAGGAUAUGCAGGUGGUGAACUAUGGACUUGGGGGAUUUUAUGUUCGUCACUUCGACGCAAUUUAUAUAGGGAAGCAGGGUAGCAGAGACUCCAUGAAAAAAGCUUAUGGAGACAGAAUAGCCACCUGGAUGUUUUAUCUCAGCACGGUAGAGGAAGGAGGCGCAACAAUCUUCCCAAAACUCAAUCUUAGAGUUGUCCCCCUUAAAGGUUCUGCUAUCUUUUGGUACAACCUACUGCCGAAUGGUGAUCUGGACAUCCGAUCACAACACGCUUCUUGUCCAGUUUUACUGGGGUCAAAAUGGAUUGCAACGAAGUGGAUACUAGAACAUAGCCAAGUCUUCCGGAAGCCUUGUAAAAUACACUCAAUGGAGGAGCAUUACUGA
This is a messenger RNA of Ylistrum balloti, 1566 nucleotides long. RefSeq names its product prolyl 4-hydroxylase subunit alpha-1-like. The coding region runs from base 1 to 1566 and encodes 521 amino acids. The record is from RefSeq and is a predicted model, not a curated record. Lineage: Eukaryota; Metazoa; Mollusca; Bivalvia; Pectinida; Pectinidae. Gene Ontology annotation, biological process: peptidyl-proline hydroxylation to 4-hydroxy-L-proline. Gene Ontology annotation, molecular function: iron ion binding; protein binding; L-ascorbic acid binding. The transcript has 13 exons. Gene Ontology annotation, cellular component: endoplasmic reticulum.